ACGUCCGAUAAAAUCGCAUCCGAUGAGCGUUGCCACCGCCCUUAAUAAGGCCUGAAUGGGUGAUUCGAGCACCAAUUGAACAUGACGAGAACAAAAAUUUAGUACAAAUACACUUGGGCUGAUUUGGGUUUUUUGUUAAUUGGGUAAACCCCAGAACAAUGCCAAUAUUGCCCGCUGCAGCAGGCGCGGUGAACCUGUUCUUUCAUGUUGCUUUUCGCAGUAAUGAACAAUACAGCCGUUACAAUUACAUUCCUCUUUGUUCCGCAAUUUUUUAACACAUAAACCAGCCAAACACGGUCGUGAGUAUGUACGGACCGCUCAGUGACAAGAAUUACGACGUGACCAAGCUGUUUGGUCAACUUUGGGAGGAAACGCUCCAGCAGCGCAUCAUCGAGUCCACCCAAAACCAGCCGGACGAUGACAGGGUUGCCACGAUCAUUAAGUGUAAGAUCGAUGACUUUCUGCGCAGGUUCCCGUUUCACGAACGGCUUCAGCUGCAGCCCGACGCAAAGGAUAAUGCGAAAGCGCUUGCUGCCCGCGUCCUUGGCAAUGAACUGUUCGCGCUGCCGAUGGAAGAGAAGUACCUACAGGCACUGCGAUACUACAAUGAAAGCAUUUCAUACUCGGCGCAGGGUUCCGAAACAAGAGCGCUUGCGUACGGUAAUCGGUCCGCGGUCUGUCUUAAAUUUGGCCUGUACCAGGAGUGUUUGGAAAAUAUACGCCUAGCAAGGGCCUCGAACUACCCAGCACGAUUGGCGGACAAGCUGAACAAGCGCGAGCAGCACGUGAAGCGAUGCAUCCAACACGACCCUCCCGUAUUUCCGGACAGGGUUAAACAUACGCCUGGAAAGUAUCGGCUUCGUUCCUCGGGCCAUCCGGCACCGAAGUUGAGCUACGAGGCACACGCAAACGUUCCCCAGCUGGUGAAAUGUGUGGAGCUGCGCCAGGACAGUGAAUUCGGUCGUCAUUUGGUGACGACGAAGCAUCUGAAGGCAGGGGACGUGCUGCUGAUUGAGAAGCCGUACGCAAACUUACUCAUCGACGUGGAACGACAUGUACGUUGCGCGUUUUGUCAGAAUGAGGACAGAUUUACGCUGAUUCCUUGCGAGGGAUGCACCGUGACGAUGUACUGUUCGGAAGAAUGUCGGGACAAAGCGCACAAGCAGUAUCAUCGAUACGAGUGUGGCGUGCUGCGUGACUGUUGGCGCAUUGUUGGUCACUUGUUUGGGGGCAUGGUGGGAUUGCGUACGGUUGCCACGGCCAUCGCAUCCUUCGACCAGGAUCUCGGGGGAUGGAAUGAUCAUCUGAACACGCUGGACGAAACAAAUGUAAAUGCAUUUACGAUGGAUUGGAACAACGCAACGGUCAGCGAUAUCUACGACACGGUACAAGUGCUCGCCACGAACCAGAAGCGGCGUUGUCGGAAAGAUCUGGCGGAGCUAAUAUUUUUCGCCUCCAUCGUGCACCGGUUACUGUUGGAACGCACAGACUUUGGACCGCUGUGUGAGUCGAGUCCGACAAGAAGCAAACUUCUGUUCGAUCUGCUGCUACGCCACGUGCAAACUUCCCUGAUCAACAAGAAGCGGGUGCAUCACAUGGAAGCGGUGGAGGUAAAAGAUGAGGAGGAUGAAGAUACUAAGGAAAAGGUUGGGGAUGAGUUAAACGAUUAUUUCGACUACGACAGUGAGGAAGGAAAACCAACACAUUUUGAAGAGCGACCGCAUGCGAUGGCCGUUUACCCGCUGUCCAGCAUGCUGAACCAUAGCUGCGUACCGAACGUGGUCCCGAUCAAUUUGCUCGACGGACGGUGUGCUAUUAUGGCCAUCCGGCCGAUCGCUGCCGGAGAGCAGCUGUUCGACAACUACGGGACUUGUACGAUCCGUUACGGACGGUCAAUCAGAGGGAUAUACCUGCAGGAUUGCUACCUUUUCCAAUGUAGCUGCGGGGCAUGCCAAUCACACGUGGAAUGUGCGUAUACCGAUCCGGAGGAAGCCACCUUGCUUCGGAAUCUGGAAUUGCUGCCUAAGGUGGAGACAAAAUUGUUGAUGCUUCUAUGGCACAUGAACCAGGACGAACGGUACUACACGAAGCAUCAGCUAACGGCAAUGCAGCAUAAGCUGGUGCAUACCCUGCGCAUGAUGCACAGCUUUUCGCCGGACGAUGAGCUGUUCCUUGUGGUUAGGCAGGAAACGCUGCUCUUCUGAACGAGCCGAGAAUAUUAUUUUUCUUGGCAAUUUCACUGUUAAAUUUCAUUAUUUAGACUUAAUAAGCUUCAUUUAUUCGCCCUGACAACUGUUCAAUGAAUGUGUCUCUCUUUGUGCUAAUAACAAAAUAAUGAAGCAUGAUACUGAUUGUUUCUGCAAAUAGCGGAAAUUUCGAAUUAAUUUAAAAUUAUUACUUUUUAAUCGCUCGCUUCUUAUUUUUUUAUGGAUGAAAUUUCCAAACGAAAUGCUAAACGAAUUAAUUGAACGCAAUUAAUCUGUUUGUUUAAUUUUUUUUUUCAUUUAAUGUCCUUAAUGACUCGAAGAGCUUUCGCUACAAGCAAAAGGAACGUUUCUCUAAUUUAUUUAACACGAUCUGUUUUUCGUGUAUUUUGGUCAUUUCUCGUAAUGCUUAAAAACCAUCUUCGUAUCAUGUUUGCUAUUUCAACAAAUAAGAAUCUAUAAAAUAUGAACAAAUGUUACAAAACGUGCGAAUAAAUCAAAGUCUUACCUUUGAAAAAAAAGCCCUUAAUUUUAAAGUAAAAUAAACAAACCAUUACUAUCGGCUCAACCAAAACGGCAACAAAACAUCGUUUAACAAAAAAUCGGUCAAAUCGGGCGUGUUUGUACGGCAAUGUUCGGCUGAAAACUGUUUCCAACCACAAGUGACUGUUCAUGUUAAGUUAGAAGCACGAACAAGAAGAAGGUGUCGUACGUUUGGUUUAAUAAAACAGCGGUUUAAAAUGCAAUUAAACCUAACGACACCGAGCCCGCCGUGGUCGCGGUAAAGAUGGCUGGAACGGUCCCAAACCGCCAGAAGUGUGAGUGUGGGUGUGUGUGUCUGUCCGAUAGUACAAUUUAAAAUCUUCAUAAAACGAUUAUCACAAACGGCGGGAAGAUUUAUCGUGAACUUGUCCUCCCGGGGGCGAAAGCCGUUCGUACGGACUCGCCCACUACGAAAACCACAAUCAUCCGACACAAGGCUGCUGCUGCUGCUGCUGUUCCGUCGUUCUAGCCACCGCUGGCUGUAACCAGCUUCCAACAAGCGUCCAUUUUGCGAGCCGAAAAAGGAGAAAAACGCCACGCAAGUUCUGUGCCGCUCGCCAGAAGGGACACACCAAACAGCUCGCCUACUGCGUCCAGCAUCCAUGGUAAGUGAAAGUAACAAUUUAUCGCCCGCCCAACCCGCGUGGCAGUUAAACUUUAACCACGUUCGCGAGAAUCAAUAGACAGGAAGAGAGAGACAGAGAGUACCGUUCGUCGAGAGUAAAGGGGAGACAAUUUCUUCACAUUCGCUGGUCGCUGUGGUAACUCGAGAGCCGCAGGGAAGGUAAGGAAAACAUUGCAUAUUAAACGUAUUGGAAGCGGAAUGAAAAACUGCAACCAUAGACAGUUUCGUUUAAUCAUAGCGGUCGUUUGCGUGCUGAAGGGGAAGGUCAAACCCUCUCUCGAUUUCCUCGCGACUGAUGAACAAAGGGAACGCGCUUACACAGCGUGAUUGGAUCUCAGACAUACCCGUCCGAAAAAAACCUUGCCGAACUUCAUCAAAGUUGUGCAAUAUAGUUUACAAUAUAAAGUGAAACGCAAACGGAGGAACGGGAUUGGAGUUUGAAGUACCCCCAAAACAGCGAGCAGAAGGGUAAAAGCAGCUCUCCGGGUGGGGGAAAAAACUAUCUAAACGCCAAACUAUUCCAAUCAUCUCCGCGUGGUGGGUUCUUCACGCAACGGUGGGUGCGCUGCUAAACGCGCAAGGUGUCGUGUCCGUGUCGCUCGUCGCACGUCGAA
Messenger RNA from Anopheles coluzzii, 3986 nucleotides. Its product is annotated as SET and MYND domain-containing protein 4-like. The transcript is spliced from 3 exons. Gene Ontology annotation, molecular function: protein binding. The record is from RefSeq and is a predicted model, not a curated record. NCBI's taxonomy places the organism in Eukaryota, Metazoa, Arthropoda, Insecta, Diptera, Culicidae. The coding region runs from base 306 to 2204 and encodes 632 amino acids.